Messenger RNA from Daphnia carinata, 1139 nucleotides. Its product is annotated as NECAP-like protein CG9132. The record is from RefSeq and is a predicted model, not a curated record. Bases 124 to 861 code for a protein of 245 amino acids. Lineage: Eukaryota; Metazoa; Arthropoda; Branchiopoda; Diplostraca; Daphniidae. Gene Ontology annotation, cellular component: clathrin vesicle coat; membrane. The transcript has 5 exons. Gene Ontology annotation, biological process: endocytosis.
CAGUUUUUCAUGAAAUUUUUCCUUGGCAGCCUGUCAUAAGAUUGCUGAAGAUCAAACUAGACAUUUGUUAUUUUUGAUCGCUAGUUUGUUCUUAGUGUCAAUUUUUUUUUAACUUGAAGAAUUAUGGAAGACUACGAAGCAAUUUUACUCGUUAAGCAAGAAGUUUUUGUUUUUAAAAUACCUCCACGUACAUCUAAUCGAGGAUACAGAGCUGCAGAUUGGAAUCUAUCUACUCCGGAUUGGACGGGCCGGAUGCGCCUAUUAGCCAAAGGCACCGAGUGCAUCCUAAAGUUGGAGGAUAAGGUUAGCGGAGAACUUUUCGCCAAGUGUCCGGUAGAUCAGUAUCCUGGAAUCGCCAUCGAAGCAGUAAGCGACUCUUCGAGAUACUUUGUGGUUCGAAUUCAAGAUGAUUCUGGGCGAGCCGCGUUCAUUGGUGUGGGCUUUGCCGAUCGAUCAGACAGCUUCGAUUUGAACGUAGCCCUUCAAGAUCACUUCAAAUGGGUGAAACAAAGCCAAGAGAUGGAAAAAGAAGGUACAACGGAGGAGGCUGCAAAACCCCGAUUAGAUCUCAGUUUCAAGGCCGGUGAGACCAUCAAAAUCAACAUGAAAAUUGGGAAAAAAGACGGAGAUGGUGCUACCAAGCCUAAAACGAAACCAUUGGGAGGGUUGCCUCCUCCGCCGGGUGCAGUACGCUUAGCCCCACCAGGAGGAAUAAAACUUAAUGUUGAUGGCGCUGACGGAGGAUUAAAACAGCCAGAGCCAUUGCAGCAAGAAAUUUGGGGCGAUUUCACAAGUGCUGGACCCAGUACUACCACCGCUCCCCCAAAACCACCAGUGAGUUCCAAUUGGGUCCAAUUCUGAAAGGAUCCAUAUCUACUGCGAAAUUGAUUUUGGACCCUUGAAACGAAUCUGAAAAAUAAAUGGCCCAGAGCCGUUUAUGGGAAAUUUUUUUGUUCUCUCACAUUCCUCCCUAUUGUUGAAUUAUGCUGAAUCUUGAAUGUUAAUUCAAUCUAUUAUCAAUUACUUACCAUAACUCUCUACGAAUAGGUUCGCGUUGUUGUAAGAUUAUUGAUUGGGUAUUAUCGUAGUGCAUGUUCGUGUUGCUACAGCCAGUCUCCUCAUACAACGGUUACUUAAAA